UUGGUAUGCACAAAAUCAGGGUUCUUUUAAUUUUAGGUCAAACUACCGGAAGUAAGAUUUUUCUAGGGUUUUAGUCUAGAAACACUUACUUCUUCUUCUUCACAGAAAUCCGAAAUCAUCAAAAAGCCUCCUCCAGUUCUCCGCCUCUGUUCUCCUCCCUCCCUCUCUAGAAAAUUUGCAGAUAAUGUCAUCUCCUACAACAACCCCUUCUUCUUCUGAAUCGGAAAUUCCUAAACCACUAAACUCAUCAAGAGUUACCCCUGAAACCAUCGGAAGAGCAGUAGUAGCUCUUAAAAAAUGGAACAAAACAAGAUCGAAAGAUGAAAAACCCCAACUUAUAGACCAAGAUGAGUUCUUAUAUCUAGUCUUAACCCUAAAGAAAAUCCCAUCUAACGGUCGUACUAAUCCAUACAAAAUUCCUCUAUCCCAUUCACUUCAUCCAUCUGAUUCUUCUGAAGAACACUGUUUGAUCAUUGAUGAUCGCUCCAAAUCAACUCUUACAUCUGAAGCUGCUAAGAAGAAAAUCAAAGAUGAAGAUAUACCUAUCUCUAAAGUACUCAAGCUUUCCAAACUCAAAACGGAUUAUCGUGCAUUUGAAGCCAAAAGGAAACUUUGUGAUUCUUAUGAUUUCUUUUUUGCAGAUAAAAGGGUUAUUCCAUUGCUUCCAAAGCUAUUAGGUAAGCAGUUCUAUAAGAAGAAGAAAAUACCUGUUCCUGUUGAUUUAACACAUCAGAAUUGGAAAGAACAGAUUAAAAUUUCAUGUAGUUCAGCUCUUUUCUACUUGAGAACUGGUACAUGUAGUGUUAUUAAAAUAGCUCGGGUUUCCAUGGAAAAUGACGAAAUUAUUGAAAAUGUUGCCGCUGCAAUUGAUGGGGUUGUAGAGAUAGUUCCUAAGAAAUGGACAAAUGUUCGUUCGUUUCAUUUGAAAAUGUCUGAAUCUUUAGCAUUACCUAUUUAUCAGUCUGUUCCUGAUCUGGGUUUGAAAAUUGAGGGUCUAAAGAAGGUUGAGGAAUCUAAAGAAAUGGAAUUGGUGGAGGAAGGUGAAGAAGAAGAGGAGAAAGAAAAGAAGACACCUGCGAAGAAGAAAGGAUCUAAUAAGGGAAGAAUUCAUGAAGUUAGGUAUAUGGAUGACGAUCUUGGUGAAGCUUUGGAUAAUUUAUCUGAUGAGGAGGAGAAUGAAAAUGCUGAGUUGGGUGAUAAAUUGGUGGGUAAGAAGAGAAAGAAGGUAGGAAGCUCGAAAAAAGACAAAGUUCUUGACGAGGAGAAGAAAUCGAACAAGUCAUCUAAGGUGAAGAAGGUUGCAAUUGUGAAGCAGGAUGAUGGAGAUGUCGAGAACGAAGUUGUUGAUGAUGUCUCUCUUUCUGGUGAAUCGAAGAAGAAGAAGAAAACUAGUAAAACUGAGAAGUCUGAGAGUGGGGAAUUGAAGAUGAAGGAUAAGAAGAGUAAGAGAACAACAAAAGCUUGAGACUUGCCUAGUUUUGCUUAGAUGAGAUUUGAGAAGAUCCUGCUGCCAUCUUGACUUCUUUAAAACCAAGUAUGAAUAUCCGUGGAAGUCUAUUUGCAGUUUUUGCUUUAGUAUUUAUGUCUUAGUUUUGUAAUGUGUUCUUUGCUUAAAUCAAAACUCAAUUGCUUUAGAUUAGAUUUUCAGUAGCCAAAUCAUUUCCAUCACAUGAUGUGUGUGCCUUACGAAUAUCACUCUUUAUAGUGCUGCAGUUUAACUUACAAUAGCCAUAAUUGGAUGGAUGGUGUCUGAUUUAUGAAACAAGUCAACGCAUAUAAAUGUGUAUGUUAAUGCUAUUCGUAUACGCGGAAACGUAAUUAUUUUUCUCA
Molecule: messenger RNA, 1830 nt
Organism: Papaver somniferum (opium poppy)
Lineage: Eukaryota; Viridiplantae; Streptophyta; Magnoliopsida; Ranunculales; Papaveraceae
Product: putative ribosome biogenesis protein C8F11.04
Exons: 1
Coding region: 185-1465 (426 amino acids)
Cellular component (GO): 90S preribosome
Source: RefSeq, a predicted model, not a curated record